Molecule: messenger RNA, 2798 nt
Organism: Pogona vitticeps (central bearded dragon)
Lineage: Eukaryota; Metazoa; Chordata; Lepidosauria; Squamata; Agamidae
Product: tubulin beta-1 chain
Biological process (GO): microtubule-based process
Cellular component (GO): microtubule
Molecular function (GO): GTP binding; structural constituent of cytoskeleton; GTPase activity
Source: RefSeq, a predicted model, not a curated record
GUCCCGGAGGGAGAGGCGCGCCUGUUCCCAGUUGCUGGUGAGAGAGGAGGAGUAGUCGGUUGCUUUGCCGACGGCGAGUCAGUGAGUAGGAGGGAGCCCAGCGGGAAGUCGUAGCCGCAGCUAUGCGUGAGAUCGUCCACAUCCAAGCCGGCCAGUGCGGGAACCAGAUCGGAGCCAAGUUCUGGGAGGUCAUCAGCGAUGAGCACGGCAUUGACCCCACCGGCAGCUACCAUGGAGACAGUGACCUGCAACUGGAGAGAAUCAACGUCUACUACAAUGAAGCUGCUGGAAACAAGUACGUGCCCCGUGCAAUCCUUGUCGAUUUGGAGCCUGGAACGAUGGACUCGGUCAGGUCUGGACCUUUUGGUCAGAUCUUUAGACCUGACAACUUCGUCUUUGGCCAGAGUGGUGCUGGGAACAACUGGGCCAAGGGGCAUUACACAGAGGGAGCUGAGCUGGUGGACUCUGUGCUGGAUGUGGUCAGGAAGGAGUCGGAGAGCUGUGACUGUUUGCAGGGUUUCCAGCUCACCCAUUCCCUGGGUGGUGGCACAGGAUCCGGGAUGGGCACGCUCCUUAUCAGCAAGAUUAGAGAGGAGUAUCCCGACAGGAUCAUGAACACCUUCAGCGUCAUGCCUUCCCCCAAGGUGUCAGACACAGUGGUGGAGCCCUACAACGCCACCCUCUCUGUUCACCAGCUGGUGGAGAACACUGAUGAAACCUACUGUAUUGACAAUGAAGCGCUCUAUGACAUCUGCUUCCGUACCCUGAAACUCACAACCCCGACCUACGGGGACCUCAACCACUUGGUCUCGGCCACCAUGAGCGGAGUGACCACCUGCCUCCGGUUCCCUGGACAACUGAAUGCCGACCUUCGCAAGCUGGCCGUUAACAUGGUGCCCUUCCCCCGCCUGCAUUUCUUCAUGCCCGGCUUCGCUCCCCUCACCAGCCGCGGCAGCCAGCAGUACCGGGCCCUGACGGUGCCAGAGCUCACCCAGCAGAUGUUUGAUUCCAAAAACAUGAUGGCAGCCUGCGACCCCCGCCACGGGCGCUAUCUGACGGUGGCGGCCAUCUUCCGGGGGAGGAUGUCUAUGAAGGAAGUGGAUGAGCAGAUGCUGAACGUCCAGAAUAAGAACAGCAGCUACUUUGUGGAAUGGAUCCCCAAUAACGUGAAGACGGCCGUCUGCGACAUUCCCCCGAGAGGCCUCAAAAUGUCUGCCACCUUCAUCGGCAACAGCACGGCCAUCCAGGAGCUGUUCAAGAGAAUCUCCGAGCAGUUCACAGCCAUGUUCCGACGCAAAGCCUUCUUGCACUGGUACACCGGCGAGGGCAUGGAUGAGAUGGAGUUCACGGAAGCAGAGAGCAACAUGAAUGACCUGGUCUCCGAAUACCAGCAGUAUCAGGACGCCACUGCGGAUGAGCAAGGGGAGUUUGAAGAGGAAGGCGAGGAGGAUGAGGCUUAGGCUUGGAGCUGGUGGAAGACAGUGAGGCCGGGGUCUGGGGUGAGGUCUGUUCAGCUGUACUCAUGCAUGCUUUUUCAAUUAUACUUAGUGCUUUUUACUGUUGCCUCUGUCGGCAGUUUGUAUGAUUUCUACUGUAUGUAACUAAAAUCUUUAUAAAUUAUUUGGCAAGUUCAUGUCAUUUUGAAGAAGGCCUAAGUAACUAACACUAAAUGAUAUGAAGGUAUGUUAGUAUAUGUGAUAGUAUGCUGGUAGCCUAAAAGGAAGUGAUUUUAUAAAAUUAAAUAUAUAUAUAUUGUUCAGUUGACUUGAGUUGCUGCAGUCUUGUUUGAUACUCAAGUUAAUUACCAAGUAAUAUUGCUGCUAGUGUUGAAGAUUCUAUUGGAAAUAUUUUUAAAAAUUGUGUGUCUAAAAUAAGGUGAUAAAAUGAGUUAUCAGCUGAUUCAUAAUAGUAGCUGAACUAUCAUGAUUUUACUAGAAGGUAGAAAUAUUAAUUUGGUCAGCUAAUUAAGGAGCAAAUAUAAGACACUUUUCCCUUCCUGAUCUCAUAAAACACUUGUAAGUGUAAGAGAACAAUAAACUUGGGGUGAGGAAGGGAUGCCUCGCCCUUCAAGUAUCAUUGCCUUGCAGCCCCCAUCAUACCUUCAUCUUGGCCAGGGCUGAUGGAAAUUGAAUCCAACCUCUGGAGGGCCAUACUCCCCUUCCCACAUCUGCUUCAGAGAACUCCACAAAUCUAUUUUUGGCUACCUUCCCUUUGUCUUCCUUGUGGCCUUGCAGCAGAAGUGUUUAUGUCUGCAAUUUAGCUUGUGUGCUAUUUGUACAACGUUUUAAUAAUAUAUUGAAUUUCCAGAAAUUGGGCUGGGUUCUUUAUUGUGAUUUUUUUUUCCUUGGAGGGCAGGACCCUUGCUACUAGGCUGCACAGAUAGGGGCUUUCAUCUCUUUUAGUUAAUUUGUUAGGAUGUAUUUCUGAAAGGUCUUUUGAUCAGAAAUGUGAAAGUCACAAUAUCUUCAAAGCCAUGUUUUCUGACAUUUCUUCAAGAGCAACUGGAACUAAAAUUACGCCACAUUUAUAGGAAUGAAAAAGAUUAAAGGUAUGUGGUAGGGUGGGCACAGCAGCAAGUAGAAUGCUAAGAGAGCAGGCAUGGAGAAGCAUGGUUUCUGUGGCAGUGUGUUACCUCAGCAUUAUUUCAGGCAGUGUGUAAACUCAUCAAGGAAAUCAAAUUAUCCAAUGGCUUUUCCGCAAUGUCAGUGUGAAAGAUUCUGUACAAUGGUAUGUGUUCUAAAUAAUCACUUCUGUUUUCUUCAAGAUGAGUCUUGGCAAUAAAGUAUUUAUUAAAACUA